AUAUAUAUAUAUUAGCCUUUUUUCUUUGAGAAAUUUCCUUUAUCACAGGGAAAUAAUGUUUUAUUAACCUUGUGACAAAUUAUACAUAAAUGUCACCCUCAUAAUUGACCACCAUCUGACAUAUGUCAAAGAGCUUCAAACUUUUUAGGUUAUAUCGUAACAAUAACAAAUCUCAAGCAAUCAAAACAUAGAAACAUGUCGAAUUCAAACUUGGCCGGAACCGCUGGGAACACGGAGGAUGAGGAAUUGACGUUGCCACGAGCCAGCAUCAACAAAAUGAUAAAGGAACUCGUACCGUCUGUGCGAAUAGCCAACGACGCCAGAGAACUGAUACUUAACUGUUGCACUGAAUUCAUACAUCUGUUGAGCUCAGAGGCGAACGAAAUUUGUAAUCAACUACACAAAAAAACCAUCAACGCCGAACACGUACUGUUAGCGCUGGACAAGCUCGGAUUCGCGGAUUACCACGCUGAGGCGGAGGCCGUGUUAAAAGACUGCAAGGCGGUGGCGGCAAAACGUAGACGUCAAAGCACGAGACUAGAGAACUUAGGUAUACCAGAGGAGGAACUUUUGCGCCAACAACAGGAACUGUUUGCCAAAGCCAGGCAGGAGCAGGCCUUCGCAGAGCAACAACAGUGGGAACAGCUUCAGGCGGCCGCACAACAGGCCCAAGCUUCAGCUCUGCCCACAAACGACGACAAUGACGAUUACUCUUGAAACUCUGUUCUGUACAUAAUUUAGAAUAAGGUCUACUAUGAUAUUGAUUUUAAUAAACUAUUUGUAUAAAGCAGCGACUA
Messenger RNA from Aethina tumida (small hive beetle), 797 nucleotides. It is a transcript of the gene NC2beta, whose product is annotated as protein Dr1. The coding region runs from base 196 to 717 and encodes 173 amino acids. The record is from RefSeq and is a predicted model, not a curated record. Gene Ontology annotation, molecular function: core promoter sequence-specific DNA binding; TBP-class protein binding; protein heterodimerization activity. The transcript has 2 exons. Gene Ontology annotation, cellular component: negative cofactor 2 complex. Gene Ontology annotation, biological process: positive regulation of transcription by RNA polymerase II; RNA polymerase II preinitiation complex assembly; negative regulation of transcription by RNA polymerase II. NCBI's taxonomy places the organism in Eukaryota, Metazoa, Arthropoda, Insecta, Coleoptera, Nitidulidae.